Messenger RNA from Salvelinus sp. IW2-2015, 3842 nucleotides. RefSeq names its product NADPH--cytochrome P450 reductase-like. The record is from RefSeq and is a predicted model, not a curated record. Gene Ontology annotation, molecular function: flavin adenine dinucleotide binding; NADPH-hemoprotein reductase activity; FMN binding. Gene Ontology annotation, biological process: response to hormone. Gene Ontology annotation, cellular component: cytosol. NCBI's taxonomy places the organism in Eukaryota, Metazoa, Chordata, Actinopteri, Salmoniformes, Salmonidae.
GUUUUGGUUUAGUCCUACUGAGUGACGGCACGGUAAAGUUUCCCCAUUGUGUUGUGUGCACUGUGGUUUUGCAUGACGGUGAAGACGAGAAGAAUCCCUAAGGUGCAGAACGUUUGAUUUGCCUGCUGGGUGACAAGGCGACCCCCAGCGCCACUAAAACUAUUGACAAGUCGGUGCCGUUUUCAAGCCCUGUGUGUGACAAUGGCGGACGUGGAAGCAGAGCGCAGCACCCAGCCGGAGGCCAUGGAGGAGGAGAAUCCUCUCUUCAGUAACCUGGACCUCUUCCUCUUCACCCUCAUCGCCGGCCUCAUCGUCUACUGGUUCAUGUCCCGCAAGAAGGCCGAGCCCAUCCCCGAGUUCAAGAAGCUCGACCAACCAGCACCUUCUACUCAAGAGACUAGUUUUAUUGAAAAGAUGAAGAAAACGGGUAGGAACAUCGUGGUAUUCUACGGCUCUCAGACAGGCACGGGCGAGGAGUUUGCCAACCGGCUGUCCAAAGACGCCCAGCGCUACGGCAUGAAGGGUAUGGCUGCCGACCCCGAGGAAUACGACAUGUCGGAGCUGUCCCGUCUGGCUGAGAUUGGCAACUCCCUGGCCAUCUUCUGCAUGGCCACUUACGGUGAGGGAGACCCCACAGACACCCAGGACUUCUAUGACUGGCUGCAGGAGACCGACGGGGAAUUGGAUGGAGUCAACUAUACUGUGUUUGCGUUGGGCAACAAGACAUAUGAACACUACAAUGCCAUGGGGGCGUACGUGGACAAGAGGCUGGAGGAACUGGGAGCCAAGAGGGUCUUCGACCUGGGCAUGGGAGACGACGACGGCAACCUGGAGGAGGACUUUGUGACAUGGAGGGAGCAGUUCUGGCCAGCCAUGUGUGAGCACUUUGGAGUGGAGGCUUCAGGAGAGGACUCCAGCGUUCGUCAGUACGAGCUCAGGGAGCACAAUGACAUCAACAUGAACAAGGUGUACACAGGAGAGUUGGGCCGUCUGAAGAGCUUUGAGACCCAGAAACCUCCUUUUGAUGCAAAAAAUCCAUUCCUGGCUCCAGUCACUGUUAACCGCAAGCUCAACAAAGCAGGCGACAGGCAUCUCAUGCACCUUGAAGUGGACAUUACAGGCUCCAAGAUUAGAUAUGAGUCGGGAGACCACGUUGCCGUCUAUCCUACCAAUGACACAGCGAUCGUGAACAGGCUGGGACAGAUCCUUGGCGUGGACCUUGAUUCAGUUAUCUCUCUCAACAACCUUGAUGAGGAGUCCAAUAAGAAGCACCCAUUCCCUUGCCCCACCACCUACCGUACGGCUCUGACCCACUACCUGGACAUCAUCCACCCGCCUCGCACCAAUGUCCUGUAUGAGCUGGCCCAGUACGCCACUGACCCCAAGGACCAGGAGAACAUGCGCAAGAUGGCCUCGUCUGCUCCCGAGGGCAAGGCUCUGUACCAGAGUUUUGUGCUUGAAGACAACAGGAACAUCCUCGCCAUCCUGGAGGAUCUGCCGUCCUUGCGGCCUCCCAUCGACCACCUGUGUGAGCUCAUGCCCCGUUUGCAGGCUCGCUACUACUCCAUUGCCUCCUCCUCCAAGGUCCACCCCAAUAGCAUCCACAUCUGUGCUGUGCUGGUGGAGUACACGACUAAAACCGGGCGCCUCACCAAGGGAGUGGCCACCACCUGGCUGAAGAACAAACUGGUUGCGGACAACGGCCACAAGUCCACGGUCCCCAUGUACAUCCGCAAGUCCCAGUUCCGCCUGCCCUUCAAGGCCAGCAACCCAGUCAUCAUGGUCGGUCCUGGGACCGGCAUCGCUCCCUUCAUGGGCUUCAUCCAGGAGCGUGGGUGGCUCAAAGAGCAAGGCAAGGAGGUGGGGGAGACGGUCUUGUACUGUGGCUGCAGGCACAAGAAAGAGGACUAUCUGUACCAGGAGGAGUUGGAGGAGGCUGAGAAGACGGGUGUCAUCACAAAGCUCAACGUGGCUUUUUCUCGGGACCAGGAGCAAAAGGUGUACGUGCAGCAUCUUCUGAGGACCAACAAGGAGGACUUGUGGCGGCAGAUCCACACAGACAACGCACACAUAUACAUCUGCGGGGAUGCGCGGAACAUGGCCAGGGAUGUGCAGACAGCUUUCUAUGAGAUAGCAGAGGAGCUGGGCGGCAUGACACGCUCUCAGGCCACCGACUACAUCAAGAAACUGAUGACCAAGGGACGGUACUCGCAGGACGUCUGGAGCUAAAACGCCUAGGAUCCAACCACAUCCUAUGUUUGUUUGUUUUUAGACUUGCAUUGUUAUUUGUAUCAGCAACGGUUAUAAUGGGUCACCAACCCUGGUACUGGAGAGCUACCGGUUGUGCCGGCUUUUGUUCCCGCCAAGCACUAAAACAUUGGAUUCUAUUGAUUGCCUUAUCAUGACCUUGAUUAGUUGAGAUGGGUGUGUUUGUGUCAGGCUAGAAUAAAAGCCUACACACUGGGACCAGGAUUUGUGACCACCGGGGAAGGAUAUCGCUGCCGUCAUCUCUGGUUGUUUUUAUUCCAUGGAGCAACACAAGCACUCACCAAUGCACCACAAUAACAGUCGGUCAUCCUCCAUUCAGAUGAUUUAUUGAUAUUCUAUGUCAGUCGGCCAUCAGUUUGGUAGUGUCAAGUGUAGUAUCACAUUUGUUGACGUUGUAGCUUUUGCAGGAGAACAAAUGUUUGAUAAUGAUAUACUGUAGCUGUACAUAAUUGUACGGUGCAAAGUGAGGGGGUGGGCUUAAAUACAAAACUCAUACAGUCCAAGUCUCCUCUUUAGGAAGUUGACCUAAUCUGGGUACUCAAGUGUAUUCCGAAUACAUGAUAAAUAUUUUAGAUUUGUGAAAUAAAAAGUGAGAACUUUUUAAUCUACGAAAUCAGUAACUGAGAAGCUUAGUGUUUUUUUACAGUACCUUUUGCAUUUGGAUAAGCGAUAUAGCCUUUUAUGCAAUGAUGUUACUGUACAUUUCUAAUCAAUCACAGUAACCCUUAGCAAGGCAUGAUAAAAGUAUAAUUUUGCAAUUCAGUAGUCAAGCCCUCUAUUGAGGAGAAAUUAUUAGCUUUUAUUUUCCACAAGACUGCCUUUUAAAUAUAUCAAAGAAAAUGAUUUUUAGGUUCCCUGUAGUAUUUGUAUACAUGAUGCAAGUAAGCAUCAAAGGGGAAUGGGUAAAUAAUAUGCAUAUUUCGACUUAAAUUCUCUGCAUUAUCCAGUUUACAAUGAAACAAAAACUGAACACGUACACCACUUAGUAGCAAGCAUUCAAAUGUACAUGUUUUUUUAAUCAUGCAAACCUGGCACUGUACCCUGAGAAUGUAGAUUUUUACAGCUUGUUGGCUUUGUGUCAUCUUUUUAUCUUAUUUUCUAUGUACUAUUGCACACUAAUCAGUGUUAGUACUGGAUGAUAUCACACUUAUCUAUGAAAUUUGGCAUAUCCUUUCUUCACUUCACCGUAAGCCAAGCAUAUCAAUUUGUAGAUUCAGUGUGUGCCUUAUUGAAUGUGGUGCCUGACUUAAAUGUAGAAGGUUUUUUGGAAGCAUUACUCUAAAGGCAAUUUUUCAAAAAUAUUGGAGAAAAACCAUAUACUAUGAAGACAUUCAUGUUACUUUUUUGUCCACAUUCCAUUUUAUAAUACAAUAAGUGUCAACUGAAUGAAUGAAUCUAAGCAUAUCCUUUUAAAAUUAAUAAAAAAUAUUGAUUAAAUAUUGUUAACAGAUUGAGAGUUUGUUAUUCAUGUCUGAGGUAUGCAUCUUAAUCGGAUCAAAUUUUUGAAAAUUUGAUUACCGUUAUUUUCAAUUGUUAGAUGUAAGGAUGGAGGGAUUAAGUAAUGUUUGAUGGAU